CAGGAUAUUGUAUGCAUUACACACCGGAUCGACAAGCAUAGUGUAGCUUUGAGUCGAGCAUACAGUGCAAACUAUCUCAUUUGUUGCAGUUUCAUACUACAACUUAUCAGCAUGGGUCACAUGAAAAAUAAACGCCGUAAUCAGGCAAAAGAGGCCGCUUUGCAAAGGGAGGAACGAUUGCGCCGAUUGGAAGAAAUGGAUCUGGAAAAUAUGCCACUAAGGUUGGACAUCAAAAGAAGGCUUACGUCGCGGUCGGACCGAGUAAAGUCGGUAGAUCUGCACCCGACGGAGCCAUGGAUGCUGUGCGCCCUGUACAAUGGCCACGUACACGUGAUGAACUACGAGAACCAACAGCUGGUAAAAGAUUUCGAGGUCUGUGAUCUACCGGUUCGCUGCGCUCGCUUUGUGGCGCGCAAGAACUGGAUCCUCACCGGCUCGGACGACAUGCAGGUGCGCGUUUUCAACUACAACACCCUCGAAAAGGUGCAUUCGUUCGAGGCGCACACCGAUUACGUACGCUGCAUCGCGGUGCAUCCAACACAGCCGCUCAUUCUUACGUGCAGUGACGACAUGUUGGUGAAGCUGUGGAACUGGGAAAAGAUGUGGGCAGUACAGCGCGUCUUCGAGGGACACACGCACUACGUCAUGCAGGUCGUGUUCAACCCGAAAGACAACAACACAUUCGCAAGCGCAUCGCUUGACCGCACGGUCAAAGUGUGGCAGCUGGGCUCGAACGUUCCCAACUUUACGCUCGAGGGCCACGAGAAGGGAGUGAACUGUGUGGAUUACUAUCAUGGAGGUGAUAAACCGUACCUCAUUUCCGGUGCCGACGAUCGGUUGGUCAAAAUCUGGGACUAUCAGAACAAAACGUGUGUCCAAACGCUGGAAGGGCAUGCCCAAAACGUGUCAGCGGUCUACUUCCAUCCGGAGCUCCCGAUUCUGCUAACGGGCUCGGAGGAUGGUACCAUUCGCAUUUGGCACUCGGGCACUUACAGACUGGAGACGUCGCUAAAUUAUGGAUUUGAGCGUGUCUGGACAAUUGCCUGCAUGCGAGGCACCAACAACGUGGCGUUAGGCUACGACGAGGGGUCCAUCAUCAUCAAGGUUGGUCGCGAGGAACCGGCGAUGUCGAUGGAUGUGAAUGGAGGAAAAAUUGUAUGGGCUCGGCACUCCGAAAUGCAGCAAGUUAACCUGAAAGCGCUCCCUGAAGGAACGGAAAUCAAGGACGGCGAACGCCUGCCGGUAGCGGUUAAAGAUAUGGGUGCAUGUGAAAUCUAUCCACAAACAAUCGCCCACAAUCCCAAUGGAAGGUUUGUGGUGGUGUGCGGCGACGGAGAAUACAUAAUCUACACGUCCAUGGCCCUCCGCAAUAAAGCGUUCGGUUCGGCACAAGAAUUUGUGUGGGCCUCGGAAAACAGCGAGUAUGCCGUACGCGAAUCGAGCGGCACAGUGAAGCUGUUCCGUAAUUUCAAGGAACGGAAAAGCUUUACCCCCGACUACGGCGCAGAAGGUAUCUUCGGUGGACAAUUGCUGGGAGUUAAAACAUCAUCUGGCUUAACAUUCUACGAUUGGGAAAAUUUGGAACUGAUCAGACGAAUCGAGGUUCAGCCAAGACACGUAUUUUGGAACGAAGCGGGCACACUGGUGUGUCUUGCCACCGAGGACUCAUACUUCAUACUGAAGGUUGACAUCGGCAUGAUUCAAAAUGCGUUGGCCACCAAGCAACAGUUGGGUGAAGAUGGCAUCGAGGAAGCUUUCGAUGUUCUUGGCGAAGUAAACGAGCUGGUGCGUACAGGACUUUGGGUUGGCGAUUGUUUCAUCUACACAAAUUCUGUGAACCGCAUCAACUACUAUGUUGGCGGAGAAAUUGUUACCGUUUCCCAUCUCGAUCGCACGAUGUAUCUGCUUGGAUACGUGCCGAAGGAUAACAGGUUGUACCUCGGUGAUAAGGAGUUGAAUGUGACCAGCUUUGCACUGUUACUGUCGGUGUUAGAAUACCAGACAGCUGUUAUGCGGCGUGACUUCGAAACGGCGGAUCGUGUGUUGCCCACCAUCCCGAAGGAGCAUCGCACACGUGUGGCCCAUUUCCUGGAAAUGCAAGGAUUCCGCCAGCAAGCUUUACAAGUCUCGAUUGAUCCAGAGCAUCGUUUUGAGCUGGCGCUGAAAAUAGGCGAUCUCGAUACGGCGCUCAUGCUUGCUCGCGAAUCUGACAGUCCCCAGAAAUGGAGCCAGCUCGCCGGCAUCGCCACCAGCAAGAACAAGUUCGAUCUCGUCAAGGAAUGUCUGACGAAUGCAAACGAUUACGGUGGCCUCCUGCUGCUAGCAACUAGUACAGGCGAUGCGGAUAUGCUGCGGAAUCUUGGCGAGAACGGUGUCACGCAGGGCAAAUUCAACAUCUCUUUCUUGUCCAUGUUUCUGCUGGGUGAUUUAGAAAAAUGUUUGGAAAUUCUGAUCCAAACAAACCGGAUACCGGAAGCAGCAUUCUUCGCCCGGACGUACUUGCCAAGCAAAAUUUCCCACGUGCUUGAUAUUUGGCGUACGGAGCUGGCUAAAAUCAAUGAAAAGGCCGGCCAAAGCUUAGCGGAUCCACAGCAAUAUGAAAAUCUGUUUCCGGGCUUCUACGAUUCAGUAAAGACGCAGCAAUUUCUCCUCCCAGAGCGAAGCACACUGCUGCCCGCGAACGUCGCUACCAAAGUACCACUCAACAUUGAUCGCACGCCUAUUGAGGAAAUGAAAAUGGCAGAAAAUGAAGGAAAGUUUGACUAUAAUCCAAGCGCAUCGAGCGAAGCCACCGCGACACUGCCGAACGGAAACGAUGUUGCUGCUGCCUCGGUUUCAAAGCACGUUGAUCCAUCUGCUGUAAACACCAACUCCACACAACUUGCACCCUCCAACGUACCGCCCACGAUAACUACGCCGACGGCCAAUGUGGGCGGUGUGUCAGCAGCGCAAGUAAAGCGGAAAAGUUCACUGGAAGACUUUGAGUCUGAAAUAGAAGCGCUGAAUCUGGACGAUAAUAUCGAUACUUCGGAUGUAAAUAUAGAUGACGUCGAGCUAAGCGAUGAUUGAGCCUGCAACGAGAACCUCCGCCAAUCUCAAUAGUUUUUGGGCGGACACCGACAUACCGAAAGAUUUAGGGCGAGAAAGAAGGGAGAGGUUUAGCAAAAGUAUUGUUUUUUAUUUACCUUCUCGCGCAUAUAUCGCAAACCGAACACAUCAGGAUGCACUUCCUAGAACGGUUUAUCGUUAAAGGAUAAAGGUACUGGACCGUUUGAACACCACUACCGCCACAGCACCCUUUAUUCCUUCGUUAUCCUGUAACGUUAGUUGAUUCGUUCAAACAAUUAUAUAUUCCAUAUUCCUGCUUCGGUACUUUUUUUUAUGUUCAAGUGAAUUGAUUGCAUCUGGACGGAAUCAAGCAUUCAAAUAAAAUAAAAUAAAUUAAUUUGGGAUAUAUAUUCACCGAAAAAUACACAAUUGUAGGAUAACACA
This is a messenger RNA of Anopheles coluzzii, 3492 nucleotides long. RefSeq names its product coatomer subunit beta' (gene beta'COP). The record is from RefSeq and is a predicted model, not a curated record. The transcript has 15 exons. Gene Ontology annotation, molecular function: structural molecule activity; protein binding. Gene Ontology annotation, biological process: intra-Golgi vesicle-mediated transport; retrograde vesicle-mediated transport, Golgi to endoplasmic reticulum; endoplasmic reticulum to Golgi vesicle-mediated transport. Lineage: Eukaryota; Metazoa; Arthropoda; Insecta; Diptera; Culicidae. Gene Ontology annotation, cellular component: COPI vesicle coat. The coding region runs from base 112 to 3069 and encodes 985 amino acids.